Messenger RNA from Caenorhabditis remanei, 1749 nucleotides. RefSeq lists its product as uncharacterized. NCBI's taxonomy places the organism in Eukaryota, Metazoa, Nematoda, Chromadorea, Rhabditida, Rhabditidae. The transcript has 7 exons. The coding region runs from base 1 to 1749 and encodes 582 amino acids. The record is from RefSeq and is a predicted model, not a curated record. Gene Ontology annotation, biological process: protein transport. Gene Ontology annotation, cellular component: cytoplasm.
AUGGGAACCGAAACUGACAUCGUUGCGAGAUUCGAUAUUCAUCUCGAUGCUGGAGAGGAGCCAGUUUUCAAAGGUGGCGAAUUGAUUACCGGUAAAUUGCUCAUCGAGUUGCGCAAACCUAUUAUCAUCAAUGCUGUCAAAUUGCAAAUGAAGGGACGAGCCGCUUGGUUGAACGAUCCAUUGAAAAAGGAUGAUAUUGAAAAGGUCUACUUCGACCAAGACUUCACACUUCUCGAGCGUCCACCAGGCAAACCAGAGCCAGGACACUUCCAAUGGAUUGGAGACUUCACAUACAGUCUUCCAUUCGAAUGCCCAUUGCCAAAAGGGUGUCCAAGCACCUAUGAAGGACCACAUGCAUUCAUCAGAUACUUCAUUCGUGCCAGUUUGGUUCAGGAAGACGAGUUUGAGAAGAUUCACGAGUACUACGUGAAAAAGGCGUUCACCUUGGUGUCCCCAUCAGAGGGUCAUAUUGUCAGUGGAGAGUCUGCACAGACCGAGGACACCGCUAUUCUUGGAAAAUGCUGCUGCAAAUCAAAAUUGGCUGCAGAACUAUCACUUCCAAAAACUGGAUACUUGCCAGGAGAGGCGAUCUAUGGAAACUUGAAGAUUGGAAGCAAGCAUCCAAAAGAUAUUCUCAAUCAUAUGGAAGCCAGAUUAGUCGACCGUGUCCGUCGCAUCGGCGCUCCAGAAAUCUCAGCCGCGUCUCCAUGGCGAACACUGUUCGUCCGAAAGCUUGAGUCCACCCAUGAAUCACCAAACAAGGCAAAAGGAGCCAUCGAGCAGAGCGGAUUAUUCCUUCUGACAGUCCCACCAGUCUGUCCAAGCACAAAAGGAGACUAUGAGGACCCGAGUAAGAUUGAGCACAUCUUGAGCCCAUACGGAAAGCUUUUGGAGAGCCCAUCGACCGCCACUCUUCGCUUCCGGAAGAUUCCAUUCUUAAAGAUUGAAUAUGGAAUUCAAGUCACUCUGGGAACAGACAUCGUUUUGGAAAUUCCAAUCGAAAUUGGAGAGCUCUCCACCAGAGAUAAGAGCAACACAUUGGAAUCAUUUGUGACUGGACCACAACCAGUAGAGGAAGCUGACGAGAAGGGAAAGAUUGCAGUCAAUGGACCAUUUGUCUACACGCCAGUCUACCCAUAUCCACAAAGUACUGGAACUAAUGGAAAGGCAGCUGCGGUAUCAAUUAUCAACACUGGACCAGCCCUUCCAAUCAGUGAAUACGAGCCAGAUAGAACUAUUGUCACCACCACUCGCACCAUUGUCACCCACUCUGAUGGACAUGAGUCAAAGACCAUGGAGGAGACAGUUGUGGAAACGGAAGGAGAAGUUGUGAGAACUGUACUUGAGAGCACUGUCAACGAUGAUGGAAUCAAGAGUGAGAGAAAGGAGACGACUACGAUAGACGCUUCUGGCGACGAGAAGACAUCGGUGGAGACAUCGAACACGCGUGUUGCCGAGAGUGAAGAGCUCCCGGAAGUUAUCAAAGAAGCACGGGAGAGAAUCGAGGAGUUGGUAGAGCAUCAAACGGAGCACUCCCCAGUCAAGGCAUCUGCUGCCGAACCAACAGUGGAGACAAUUCAAAACGAGAAUGGAGAGGAAACCAUCGUCUCAACGGAAGUCAUUGAAGAUGGAGACACCAGAACUGUGAAGACGACGACCGUCACGAAGCAUGCAGAUGGCUCGGAGUCGACUCUUGUACAGGAGAACACCACCAGCGAGACUGUCACAACAACGGUGCUUGAGGACUAG